Cuscuta europaea is the source of this 1039-nucleotide messenger RNA. The record is from the annotation of a GenBank genome assembly. NCBI's taxonomy places the organism in Eukaryota, Viridiplantae, Streptophyta, Magnoliopsida, Solanales, Convolvulaceae.
AGAACAAGUUGUUACUGGAUUAGACCGAGCUGUAGCUACAAUGAAGGAGAAUGAGCACGCAAUUGUGACAGUAAAAUCUGAGUAUGGCUUUGGAAGCAAUGCUGUGAAGCGCGACCUUGCAACAGUUCCUCCUUUCUCGACCCUUGUUUUUGAAGUAGAAAUGCUAAAAUUCAUAAGGGAAAAGGAACCUUGGGAAAUUAGUAUUCACGAGAGAAUUGAAGUAGCUAAUAGAAAGAAGGAAGAAGGAAAUGUACUCUUUAAACAUGAAAAGUACGAAAGAGCAUUAAAGAAGUAUAAGAAGGCUGUGGAUUAUGUUAGUGAAGGCGGUUGCUUUGAAGAUAAUGAUCAGAAGCUGAUCAAAUCAUUACAAGUAUCAUGCUGGUUAAAUGGUGCAGCUUGUUGUCUCAAAUUAGAUAAUUUUAUUGAAUCUAUCAAACAAUGUUCAAUGGUCCUUGGUAUCGAGUCUUCAAAUGUGAAGGCACUAUACAGAAGAGCUCAAGCUUAUAUGAAGACAAAUGAUCUGCACUUGGCUGAAUUGGACAUCAAGAAGUUCCUGGAAAUUGAUCCUGAGAACAAGGAGGUGAAAUUGUUGCAAAAGAAUUUGAAACAACUUCAAGCUGAGAGCAACAAGAGAGAUGCAAAUCUGUACACAACAAUGUUUGCACGCAUGCUGAAUGAAAAUUCUCCAUCUGCAAAGAGAUUAAAAGCUGGGAUAAAGGAUGCUAACAGAGGGGAAGAGGUUAUGGCAAUGGAAAUAGCCGACAAAGAUAAUGUAAAUUCAAAUUCAUCCCCUCUUAGGGAAGAGGCAUAGGAUGCUCCUAUCAGUCGUUCCAUUUAUUUGUGUAACUUUCGUUUAGAUUAUAUUGGUAGUAUCGUCUCUGUUACUAUCCUACAUUCCUACUUAUAUAGUUAUAUGCAGAUUGCCAACGUCAAUCACAUUAUUGUGUGUUGAGCAGUCUGUUUGUUUGUAUCAUUCCAGAAAAUUAAAUCAAUUAGUUCAAUCCUAAUUCUAUCUUAUGUGGGGCCACACUGUUUAAAA